CCUCCUGAAACCGGAAAAAGGUACCAUCGAGCCGGGGGACUGCAGAGCCGAGCGCGCGGUACCAUAGAGAUCGGAAAGGGGCGCGAGCGGCAGAGCCGGAAGGAAAGCCGAGAGCGAAGGCGGUCAGGCAAAAUGGCGGCGACCAAGAGGAAGCGGCGUGGAGGGUUCGGGGUUCAGGCGAAAAAACCAAAAAGGAACGAAAAAGAUGCCAAGCAGCCAGCUAAGCUGCGCGACAUCGUAGAAGAGGCGGAGGAAGAAGAGAGAGACCGUAUCCCAGGGCCCGUUUCCAAGGGCAAGUGGAAAAAUAAGGAACGGAUUCUCAUCUUUUCUUCUAGAGGAAUAAAUUUCAGAACAAGACAUUUAAUGCAAGACUUGAGAAUGUUGAUGCCUCAUUCUAAAGCAGAUACAAAAAUGGAUCGUAAAGACAAGUUAUUUGUCAUUAAUGAGGUUUGUGAAAUGAAAAACUGCAAUAAAUGUAUCUAUUUUGAAGCUAAGAAAAAACAGGAUCUCUAUAUGUGGCUUUCAAAUUCACCUCAUGGGCCAUCUGCUAAAUUCCUCGUUCAAAACAUCCAUACCCUAGCUGAACUAAAGAUGACUGGAAACUGUUUGAAAGGUUCUCGGCCCCUUUUGUCUUUUGACCCUGCUUUUGAUGAAUUACCACAUUAUGCUUUGUUAAAAGAACUCUUAAUUCAGAUCUUUAGUACACCACGAUAUCAUCCCAAAAGCCAACCAUUUGUCGACCAUGUAUUUACUUUCACCAUUUUGGAUAAUAGGAUAUGGUUUCGGAACUUUCAGAUCAUAGAAGAAGAUGCUGCUCUUGUAGAAAUAGGACCUCGCUUUGUCUUAAAUCUCAUAAAGAUUUUCCAGGGAAGUUUUGGAGGACCAACUUUGUAUGAAAAUCCUCACUACCAGUCACCAAACAUGCAUCGGCGUAUCGUAAGAUCCAUCACAGCUGCAAAAUACAGAGAGAAACAACAAGUGAAGGAUGCACAGAAAAUGAAAAAGAAGGAACCAAAGACUGUUCUUCCACAUGAUCCCACUGCAGAUGUUUUUGUUAUACCAGCUGAGGAAAAGCCGAUAGAAAUACAGUGGGUAAAACCAGAGCCGAAGGUCGAUUUGAAAGCAAGAAAGAAAAGGAUUUACAAAAGGCAAAGAAAAAUGAAACAGAAGAUGAACAGUGGGAAUGCAAAAUGAAUCAGUGGAUAACUAAUUUUUCAGUAAUUUUGUAUUUAUUUUGUAUUCGGUGUGUAAAUACUUUUUAUUAUCCAGGACUACUUUAUAUCUCAUUAGUGUGGCAUUUAAGACAAAGAAAAAUCAAAUUAAAAUAUGUGGCUUCAGUGGUGUGUAUGUCUUUCUAAAUAUCACCAGAACUCAUCAGUUAAUUUCUGUUUUUCUUUUCAAAGUUUGUUUGGUAUUAUUAAAAAUAUAGCACACUUCAGGUUUAAGCCUGCUCUCUUGGAUUAAAAUUUUGGGUUUAGCAACGCUGAAAUUCAAACAGAUUUACUGGGUCAUUCAUUAUUAGUUGUAAAACAAUGAAUUAGGCACUUUGAGAGCAUAGUUUCAGAUGGUAAAGUGCAUAUAGACUGGUAGAAAAAAAAAAAGUCUUACUGAGGUUGGAGUCUCCGAGUCACCAAUGAAUGAGACCUUGGAAAAGCCAGUCCCUGAUCUUGUUUUCUCACCUCAAGAAAGAGAACAAUGAAAAUAAUUAGGUUUUGAGAAUCAAAUGAGUUAAUACAUGUGUUGAAAGUAUUUUGCAGUCUAUAAAUUUAAUUUAGAAGCAGUGGGUAUAAAUUAUUUAAUAGUAAAAGAAAUGAAAAUGGAACAGUGGGUAGAGGGCCCCAGAACAUUUGAGUGUCUCCUCUGAUAAAAACACUGUUUGAGGUGGAGAGCCACAGGGCUUACCCUCGUGGAGGUCAGUUAGUAGGAGGGAAGGACAAGAUUCCGGGUGCUAGUGGCCAUGGACAGGUAGCUGGCUGCUGAAGAGACAGACAUACAUAUGCACAUAGACACGUAACAUAGGAUUGGAUCAUGCAUGUGGUGUUUUGUGACCCACUUAUUUUUAUUUCAUAUUAAUCACUUCCCCAUGUCUUUAUUAUACAACAUGGCUAAUAAGCGCAUGGUAUUGUCCACUCCAUGCCAUAGCUGUACAAUCCGUCCCUUAUUGUGGGAAAUUAUAGUAUUUCAGUUAUGGGUGCUUAUGGCAAACAUUUCUUGACAUAAAUUGUUUUGUACCACCCUUGUUUCCUGUAAGUGGAACUCAAAAGAUGUGAACACUAAGAAAUUUUGAUCGUUCCCCUAAAUGUACUUCACCAGAGGUCAGUGUUCAUUUAUUUACUUGUACCUUUGGCACCAGUGAAAUAAUUUUUGUCAGUUUGGUAGGUUAAAAAAAGAAUACCCUUUUUGGGUAGGUAUUGGUUUUUCUUUUGUGACUAAUCUUGAUUUUGUGUGGUAGUUAUCAUUUACUAAUUUGUAAGAGCUCUUUCUAUGGCAGGGUUAUUCCAGACAUCUUUCCUAGUUCCUCACUUGUAUUUUAAUUGUGUUAUUUAAAUUUGUAGAAAGAACAAUUUUCUAUUAUAUUUCAUUUUUUCUUAAUUUUCUUCAAACAAAGGCCUUGAAUGUACAAUUAGGCCACUUUAUUUUGAAAUAGUCUAAAUUAGGCUACUUAUCUUGAAAUCUACAUUAAGCAGAUAAUUCAGUUUAGAGGUUCACUUUAAAUACUUGCGUGUGGCUAAUGAAGGCCGGUUCUGGUUAAGUGCGGGGGGAGAAAAAGCUUAUUUAUUUAAGCAACUGAAUAUAGCCUGGGAUGAAAAAAAGCUGUAUUCAGGAUUUGUAUUUAAACACCCACAUCCCAAGAAGUUAAUUAUAGGUUAUAAAAUAAACUGGCUCAACAAGUUGUUUGAAGACCCAAACUUUUAACAUUUUCUGAGGUGUGUGUUCUGGAGUUUUAGUGGAAUUUCUUCAACAGUUUCGAUGAUCAGUUUCUACAUAUUUUCCUGUCUCGAAUUACUUCCCUUUCAUGAUCAUUUAUGUGGGUACCUCAUUUGAAUGAGAAUUUCUCUUCUUUCAAGUUCAUGUUCAUUUAGAAGUCAACUUGUUAAAUAAAGAUAAUCCUUUAAACUGAAA
Molecule: messenger RNA, 3123 nt
Organism: Ailuropoda melanoleuca (giant panda)
Lineage: Eukaryota; Metazoa; Chordata; Mammalia; Carnivora; Ursidae
Gene: BRIX1
Product: biogenesis of ribosomes BRX1
Exons: 10
Coding region: 133-1194 (353 amino acids)
Biological process (GO): ribosomal large subunit assembly; rRNA processing
Cellular component (GO): nucleolus
Molecular function (GO): rRNA binding
Source: RefSeq, a predicted model, not a curated record